Molecule: messenger RNA, 3282 nt
Organism: Diplodia corticola
Lineage: Eukaryota; Fungi; Ascomycota; Dothideomycetes; Botryosphaeriales; Botryosphaeriaceae
Product: transcription initiation protein spt5
Exons: 3
Coding region: 1-3282 (1093 amino acids)
Biological process (GO): regulation of transcription by RNA polymerase II; regulation of DNA-templated transcription elongation; transcription elongation-coupled chromatin remodeling
Cellular component (GO): DSIF complex
Molecular function (GO): protein binding; mRNA binding
Source: RefSeq, a predicted model, not a curated record
AUGUCAAACCGCGACGACCUUGCUGGCUCCGAGUCGGACGAUGAGCCUUUCAACUACGAGCCUGCUGUUGGUUCCGACAACGAGGAUGAAGUCGCCAGGACCUACGAUCAAGAUGACGAGGAUGAAGUGAGGCCGGGCAGAACGGGCGGCAAGAAGCCCAGCAGACACCAAAGCCCCGACGAAGACGAAGGUGCCGCAGCCGAGGACGACGAGGAGGGCGGUGAAGAUGAAGAAGGCGGUGAGGAUGACGAGGAAGAUGAAGAGGAUGACGAGGAAGACGAGGACGAGGAGGAGGUCGUGGGUCACCAACGCAAGCGCCGCAAGCGUGAUGCCCGCCUGCAGUUCAUCGAUGUGGAAGCCGAAGUCGACGAGGAAGACGAGGAGGAGCUUGACGAGGAUGACGAGCUUCCGGAGGAGACUCACCCCGACGACCUGCUUGACAUGCCCGCCGGCGCCGAGAACGACGACCGUCGCCACAGAGAACUCGACCGACAACGCGAACUCGAGGCUAGCAUGGACGCCGAGAAACAGGCUGCCGCGCUGAAGGAGCGCUACGGACGCAACCGCGCAUCUGCCGUGAACUCCGACGUGCUUCCGCAGAGGUUACUUCUUCCCAGUGUUGAUGAUCCCACCAUUUGGGGUGUAGGAUGUAAGCCCGGAAAAGAGAAGGAGGUCGUUUACGAUAUCAUGAAGAGGUUUGAGGACCGUUUGGGCACUCGCGAACCUCUUGAGAUCUGCUCCGUCUUCGAACGCGGCGGCGUCGCGGCUGGUUACGUUUAUGUCGAGGCUCGGAAGCAGGCCGCCGUCAUGGCUGCCUGUGAGAACAUCUCGUUCUGUUACGUCCGCGGCAAGAUGGUGCUGGUCCCUCUCAAGGAGAUGCCGGAUUUGCUUCGAGUCAAGAAGUCGAAGGAGCUCACUGAGGGCAUGUACGUCCGUGUCAAAGGCGUCAGUCUCUAUGCUGGCGACUUGGCCCAGGUCCACGAGGUGGAGGCGAACGGAAAUGAGGUGGCAAUCCGCCUUAUCCCUCGCCUGGAUUAUGGACUCCACGACGACCCUAACGCCCCUGCUGAUGCCAAGCGCAAGCGCCCCGGCCCUCUCACAACCCGCCCUGCUCCGAGACUGUUCAGCGAAACCGAAGCCAAGAAGAAGCAUCUCAAGUUCCUGACCCAGGAAAACUCCCUGUCCGGCCACCGAAUCUGGACGUACAAGAAGGAGCGUUACAUCGAUGGAUUCCUCCACAAGACUGUCAAGCUCAACCAACUCCAGACGGAAAACGUCAACCCGCGCCUGGAGGAAGUUACAAGAUUCGCAGCCGGCGGGGAUGAUGGCACCGAAAACCUGGAUCUCGCGGCUCUUGCAGCAACCCUGAAGCAAGCCUCGACCGGCGCCGACUUCAUGCCUGGCGACAUGGUAGAAAUCUACCACGGCGAACAGCAAGGCGUGUCUGGCAAAGCGAUUGCAGUGCACAACGACAUUGUGACGCUCAGGGUACAAGAAGGCGAGUUGAAGGGUCAGCAGGUGGAAGCACCCGUCAAAUCGCUCCGGAAGCUGUUCAAGGAGGGAGACCACGUCAAGGUCGUCGGCGGUAGCAAGUACCAUGACGAAGUUGGUAUGGUCAUCAAGAUCAGGGACGACCGCGUCACUCUUCUUACGGACUCCACCAACCAGGAAAUCACAGUGUUCAGUCGUGAUCUGCGUGUCGCGUCUGACAGCGGUGGCAUGCAGAGCGAUUCGAAGUACGACCUGUUUGAUCUCGUUCAGCUCGAUGCUUCUACGGUUGCCUGUAUCAUCAAGUUGGAUCGCGAGUCUCUCCGUGUUCUGGACCAAAACGGCACCGUUCGCACUCUUCUGCCAUCGAACAUCUCGAAUCGGAUUGACAGACGCAAGAACGCUGUCGCCACUGACCGGGAUGGCUCUGAGAUUCGCACCGAGGACACCGUGAAGGAAUACGGUGGUGAACAGCGCCAGGGCCGUGUCCUUCACAUUCACCGCAGCUUCCUUUUCGUUCAGAACAAAAGCCGUGCAGAGAAUGCCGGUGUUUUCGUCGUCCGCUCCGGAAACGUUACUACUGUUGCCGCCAAGAGUGGCAAAGUUAGUAGUGCCGGUCCUGAUCUGUCAAAGAUGAAUCCUCUCCUGCAGCGCCAGGAUCUGCGGAACGGACCCAACGGACCCGGCUCCAUGGCCCCACCAAAGACCAUGGGUCGCGACAGAAUGCUCGGCAAGACGGUCAUCGUCCGAAAGGGUGCUUACAAGGGUCUGCUCGGUAUCGUAAAAGACACUACUGACCUCGAGGCUCGUGUCGAGCUACACACCAAGAACAAAACCAUCACGGUGCCGAAGGACACCCUAAGCAUCAAGGAUCCCAUCACUGGAGCAACCAUCGGCGGCGGUGGUGGUCGCGGUCGCGGCGGGCCAGGUCAAGGCGGCUACGGUGGCUCCACCCCAGGCUCUCGCGUUCCCGGAGGCUGGGGCCAGUCUGGUGGUAGAACCCCCAUGGGAGCGCAGUCCGGUGGCAGGACACCAGCGUGGGGAGGGGCUCCCUCCCGCACGCCCGCCUGGCAACAGAGCGGCUCGGGCACAUCAUACGGCGGAGCCGGCGGCCGCACUCCAGCCUGGAACUCUGGCUCAAGCCGCACCCCCGCCUGGGCCGGCAGCAACGACGGCAGCAGGACGAGCUACGGCGGCGACGGCGGACGCACAGCCUACGGCGGUGGCACCGCUUACGGCGGCAGCACGGCCUACGGCGGAAGCACAGCCUACGGCGGCGACUCUUCCCGCAACCCCUCCUCAUCCACCUGGUCCGCCUCCUCCCGCACCCCCUACGGCGCCGGCUCCACCACCUCCUCCUGGGGCGGCAGCAACAACAACGCCCCCACCGACGGCGGCCGCACCCCCGCCUGGGGCGCCGCCGGCUCCCGCACCCCGGCCUACCACCCCAACUCUUCCUCCUCUAAAGACUUACACCACGCCACCCCCGGCUCCUCGUGGGCGACGCAUUCCACCCCCGGCGCCUUCGACGCCCCCACCCCGGGCGGCUUCAGCGCCCCCACCCCCGCCGCCGCCGACGUGCCGACACCGCGGUUUGGUGGUGGCAGCGGUGGUGGUGCCGGUGGCGGUGGUGGUGCUGGCGGUGGUGGUGCUGGCGGUGCGUACGGUGGUGGGUACGGCGCUACGCCUGCGGCGGCGCCGACGCCGGCCCAGUAUCCGGAGACGCCUGGGGGUUAUGGUGGCGGCAUGCCCGAGACGCCGGCGGCGGCGGGGGAUGAUGCUGGGUAUGAUUGA